AUGGAACACGAUGCGGAUCAGAGAAAAACAGACACAUCAGAAAUAUCAAGGAAAGAAAAAAAUAACAAUACAGAAUUAACCGAAGAGAGACAUUUCCUUAACAAAGUAGCCCGCAAUAUUCUGAACAAAAACGAACCAAAUAUAAACGUAUAUUUACUUGUAUGUUUUGUAGGAAUCACGCUAGGGUUACUGCUGCAGAUUAUUAACGUAAAAAAUACGUUUAAAAAUAUAUCAAAAGAUUAUGAAACAGAAGGACGCAAAUAUUGGGUGUAUUCUGCCUACAGUGAUGUAGAAAAUAAAAAUGGAUUAUUAAAACAUGUGCAUUUGGUUCUAGAAAGGAUUGGUUUCGAGAAAUGUACUAAUAAAACACCAUGGACACUUCUGUGGUCUCAUGAUUACCCUUUCCGAGUUUUGUAUCCAAAUUUGCAUAGAUUAAAACCAAAUCAGAGAGUCAAUCAUUUUCCUGGCACAGGAUUUAUAACCAACAAAGUUGAUUUAGCGACAUCUGACUCUAAUUAUAUUCCAAAAGCAUUUAAACUGCCAAAGAACAAAGAAGAGUUUCUAAAAUAUGCCUCCAAGAAUAAAAACGCAUUAUUUUUGGAGAAACACAAUCAACACCGAGGUGUGUUCCUCAAGAACGUGAGUGAAAUAGACUUGUCAAGCGGUGAAAGUUUCGUACAGGAAUACGUGCAGAAACCAUUCUUAGUUGAUGGACAUAAGUUUGAUAUUGGCGUGUACGUUGUUUUGACGUCGGUUAAUCCUCUGAGAGUGUACUACUACACCGGUGAUAUUUUAUUCAGAUACUGUCCAGCAAAAUACUAUCCUUUUGACCCAAAAAAUCUUGACAAAUAUGUUGUCGGAGAUGACUACCUGCCGAUCUGGGAAGUGCCAUCAUUAGCGCAUCCUUACACCGCGCUGGGAUUCGGCAUGAAGGAGGCCUUCAAUACCUACGUGCGUUCUAAAGGAAAAAACCCGGCAAUAAUGUGGGAGGAAGUGGAAAAAGCGAUAACAGAAGUUUUUCUCAAAAAAGAACAUCAUGUUAUUGAAGCUUUGAAGAAUUAUCCUUCAUCCGACAAUUUCUUUGAGCUCAUGAGGUUCGAUUUGGUGGUAGACGAAAAUUUAAAGGUCUACCUUCUAGAGGCGAACAUGUCGCCGAAUUUAAGUUCGGCGCACUAUCCACCCAACCAGUUGCUCUACGAACAAGUGCUAUACAAUCUAUUCUCGUUGGUUGGUGUUGCCAGCUAUAUAAAUGGGCGCGGAAAUGUUAAUUCAAGAGAGCAAAGUUCAGCUGAAAAUAUGGUAUCAUCGCAGAAAAACAUUGCGGUUUGGAGUGACGAGUGCAGUACAAAAUGCAGGGACCAAUGCGAAGAAUUACUUAUAUGUGGUCUAUGUAGACCAUGCCUUAGCAAUAGAUUAAGAAACAGCCUGCUAAAAUCUUACAGAGAAUUCCUUCAUAGAGGCGACUUUAAAAGAUUGUUUCCCCCAAAAAUGGUUCAAAAAUCAUUUGCACCAGAAGAAAUUAAAAACUUAAAUGAAAUGAACAAGCUUCAGUACUUAUGGUAUCAAGGGAAGUGUAAUAUGGAUAUCACCUGGUGUGCAUAA
Parnassius apollo (apollo) is the source of this 1602-nucleotide messenger RNA. The record is from the annotation of a GenBank genome assembly. NCBI's taxonomy places the organism in Eukaryota, Metazoa, Arthropoda, Insecta, Lepidoptera, Papilionidae.